This is a messenger RNA of Gopherus flavomarginatus (Mexican gopher tortoise), 1819 nucleotides long. RefSeq names its product BANF family member 2 (gene BANF2). NCBI's taxonomy places the organism in Eukaryota, Metazoa, Chordata, Testudines, Testudinidae. The record is from RefSeq and is a predicted model, not a curated record. Gene Ontology annotation, molecular function: DNA binding. The coding region runs from base 1498 to 1770 and encodes 90 amino acids. The transcript is spliced from 3 exons.
CUUUUGAGGGAGUAGGGAGAGGGGGAAGAUUGUCUUUAUAUGGCUCUAUUCCUCCAGUGACACUCAUCUUAACUACCCCCAAAGUUAUUCCUAGAGAAGAUUUAACUGGGACAAGCUGGACCAGGGCGCCCAUUACAAACUUUGGUGCUCCAAGCUAGAGAGGUGGAGGGGAUAUCUGUGCCUCACCAGCCUUCCUGCUGAUGGGGUAAACUGAUGGUGAGCUCCCUCCCUCUCUGGUCCAGCCAGAGGAGGAAAUCCGAUCAAUUGUGAAUCUGUGCUGGCCCCAAGGAUUCAGGCCCAGACCUUCCCGUCAGAACCAAGGUGCCUAAAUCUCUGUGAGGAUCUGGGCCUGAGGGGCCCAUGGUGUUUAAGGCUCUGCUGCCAACCUGCAAUGUCUGUUCCUGUCCUCGUGUAGCCAAGAAAGCAACACCAAGUGAAGAGAAUUCAGCGCUGUGCCUGUGAAAACAGACCUAGCCGACCAGAGACCGGCCCUGAUCUGUGAAGUCAUGCAGCGCCGAAGCUUAAUCAAACGAGAAGAAGAGCGAAAGGAAAGUGUAUUCUCCGUGGUAAAAGCGGUGCUGAAAGUUCACAGCCAGACCCCUGAAAGAGUGGGCACAUGUAGCAAUCCUGGUACGUAACCAAGCAACUGUUCGAUGCCAUGUCACAGCGACCUGGCAACAGCUGCCCAAGGUGAUGGCACGAAGGGAAGGUUUGCUGCAUCUGAGGGGGAAAUGAAAGGAUUCGGAGCUGGGCGCACCUUGUUAAUUAGGAAAUGCAAACGGUAGAAAUAAACCUUCUUGCAGGGAUUUCAGAUCCAAUCAUUAGAACCAGUGCACCUAAACCGGCAGCAUCAGAUGCUGCGUGAGAAGACAACGAAAGGUGCAAGCAGAUCCCUGCACCUGCAUGAACCCCUGGGGGCAAUGUACUGGAUCAUGGCAGGAUCAUGGCCUCAGUGACUGAGUGACCAGAAAUCCUCCUAUGCCCACAGGGCUCCAGGGACACUGACCUGCUGAGCCCAGCUUUCUUUCCAUCUCAUCCCUAUGGGCUGUUUGUAGUUGUCUUUUGAACAGACAAGCGGAUCCAUCUUGCAGAUGAAGGAUCCAUGCAGGAUGGGACUGCAACUCCCACUGCUGCCCCCAACUGUCUGAUACCGCGGCAGGGAGGAAGGGUGGCUACUCCCUUGAAUGCUGCACUACAUGGUGGGCUUCUGGAGUCCCCUUAAUUAAUGAGCAAGCGAGCAGCUAAAAGUUCACCCUAUGACUUUGAUCCAGGUGUCAUUCAGGAAGACACACCAGAGAAUGAACUCCCCCCGCACGCCCCCGACAGACACCAGAGAUUAUUCCAUCAGCAUAGCAUAGUCAGCCACACAAUUCCACCUCUAUGCUCAAAGCGGCCCCUGGUGACUGAUCAACAUCUGCAUUGGAGGCGGCUGUUGCUCUGUGUUUCCAACCAAGCCACCCAGCUGGGGGGGGAAGUAAGAAGGAAUAGAAUCAGAUCAUGGCGACCAGAACUCAGAAGUUCAAAACAUUUGUGUCUGAGCCGAUGGGCGAUAAGGACGUUACAACAGUGGAUGGCAUUAACGACGAGCUUGGACUAAAAUUAGCCGCAAAGGGUUUUGACAAGGCAUACAUCCUUCUGGGCCAAUUCCUCCUGUUAAAAAAGGACCAUGCGGUUUUCCAAAGGUGGCUGAAAGGGGCAUAUGGAGCCAGUCCGAGCCAGGCUCAGCGGUGCGCCUCCUGUCUAAUGGACUGGUGCUAUGCUUUCCUCUAGGGAGCUGGCUGCUUAGCCCUCAUGGUGUGUUCUGCAGCGUGCAAUAAAG